AUGAACUCUUUCAACAUGUCAAGCAUCACUGCUUCCGGCCUUCUGGGACCCGUCGCCGCCCUCAAUGGCUGGACCUUGGUCAUGGAAGUUUGGAUGUACGCUGUGACUAUCCCGGCCUAUAACCGAAUCAAACCUACGGGCCAGACCACCAAGAGCCAGAUAGAUGCGCAGCUGCCUCCCGCUGCGCGCUGGAAGAGAGAUAACUAUAACCAUCUUCUCGAGCAACCAACCCAAUUCUACGCGAUUGCACUGGCGCUGGCGAUUGCCCGUGGUGGCAAGAUUGAUGGAACCGACUCUAUUCUUGCCUGGACUUAUGUUGGCACGCGCAUUUUGCAUAGCUUGGUCCAAUCCAUCACGAACACUAUGAUGGUGCGCUUCGCGCUUUUCGGAUUCUCGUCGAGCAUUUUGGCGGUUAUGACUGCUAGACUUGCCAUGCUUGUUUUCUAA
This is a messenger RNA of Penicillium brasilianum, 447 nucleotides long. NCBI's taxonomy places the organism in Eukaryota, Fungi, Ascomycota, Eurotiomycetes, Eurotiales, Aspergillaceae. The record is from the annotation of a GenBank genome assembly.